AUGUCAGAUGAUUGUGUGAUACUUUCUCUCAUUGAUUUCAAAGCCUUGUAUAAUGAUGAAGAUAAUUCUACAAUAAAAGAAUUUGGAUGGCUUCGGAAAAUGUUUAGAAAUCCCAAAAUUCCCUUCUCUUAUAAUUUUAUUAAAUCUGGAUUUUUUGAUUUGGAAAAGGUGGAAAAUGUGGAUGCAGAAUUUGUUGAUAUCAUAAUUUCAUACCAAUAUAAUUGUUUUAUAAUUUUCACCAAUGACAAGAUUUAUUUUGUGGAUAGGAGUAGUAAUUUAUUGAUUCAUCAGAUUGUUUUCAAGACUUGUGUCCCACUGCUGGAUGAGAAUAAUGAUGAGCUAUACACAACUGGACCGACAGGUGUUGUGAAGUUUAAAUUGAGUAAAUUGAUGAGAACAAAUAGGUGGCAAGAUUGUGUGGUGUGGGAUAAGAAAAUAAUUACCAUGGAUAUGUAUGGCAUUGAUAUUUACACAACAAGCUCACAACGUUUUUUGGUCAUUAAUGAAGCUACCACAGAUUAUUUGACUUUCAUUAAUUGUGAAACAGGUGAUUUGGUUGAAGAUUUCAAACCAUUGAUAAAAUUGGAUGGAUGUUCACUUUUAAUUCUAGAAAAUCAGGAAUUGAUAAUUCCAUUUAGAAAUGAAAUUGGAAUUUAUCAAAUUGCUCACGAAUCUACAGGGAUGCCAAAGGUCAACAUCUCAAAAUCAAAACCUUUACCACCAAGUGACUUUUAUGGAAUAGUUUAUGACUCAUCAAGACAAUAUAUUAUUCUUACCAAUACCUUUACUGAUAGCGUUUUAGUUUUGAGAAGAAGCGAUUUGGAAAUUGUAAAGGAACACAAAAUGGAUGGGAAAAUUACUGGAAUUUGUUUGGAUGAACGUUCUGGCGAAUUAUUGAUUGCUAGUUCAGGACGAAUUAUUAAAUUCAAAUGA
This is a messenger RNA of Naegleria gruberi, 933 nucleotides long. RefSeq lists its product as uncharacterized. The record is from RefSeq and is a predicted model, not a curated record. The coding region runs from base 1 to 933 and encodes 310 amino acids. NCBI's taxonomy places the organism in Eukaryota, Heterolobosea, Eutetramitea, Acrasida, Naegleriidae. The transcript has a single exon.